This is a messenger RNA of Oppiella nova, 225 nucleotides long. The record is from the annotation of a GenBank genome assembly. Lineage: Eukaryota; Metazoa; Arthropoda; Arachnida; Sarcoptiformes; Oppiidae.
UUCUACUAAAGGUAAUAUUGAAAUAUAGUUGAAAAUUGCUCAAAAUGUUGAAAAUAACAAUUAUCAUGGUGUUUAUUGGAUUAAUAGUAUUGAGUGAAUGCCAACCGGGAAAUGGAUGCGGAGAUGGUAGUGAUGGUAGUAGUGGUGGUGGUCGACGUGGGGGUCGUUUCGGGAGCGGACGUGGAGCUAAUGGACAAGGAUUUGGAGGGUCCGGCAGUGGACGUC